Molecule: messenger RNA, 714 nt
Organism: Helianthus annuus (common sunflower)
Lineage: Eukaryota; Viridiplantae; Streptophyta; Magnoliopsida; Asterales; Asteraceae
Exons: 2
Coding region: 1-714 (237 amino acids)
Source: RefSeq, a predicted model, not a curated record
AUGAUUCAGAAAGACCGUAAUCUUAAGGUGUAUCUUCUCUACGAUUCAUGGGACAAUGUUGUGUCUUACGUACCUAUAUACCCGGACUAUUACGUUGUGAUGAGGUACAUUUUUAAACAAAAUUUCCAGCUGGUUGUUUAUGACUUGAAUGGUUGUGAGAUUCUUGUGCUGAAGCGUGUAUAUACGAUUGCUGCUGUAAACAUACCUAAGCCAGGUACUUUAAAUAUUGAAAUACAAGACACCGAUGAUGAAACCAAUCAUGAAAACGAUGAGGAUGAAUCUGAUCCAGAUUAUAAUGAAUCAAUGGAUGAUGAUUCUGUUGAUGUUUCUUCUAUCUUAACUAACUCUGAUAUCGAUGGAAUGUAUAAUGAGGAAGACGUUGAAGUUUCAGAUUGUGAAGAAGAUAAAAAGGGUGAUCCGGACUACAAUCCUAUUGAGUUUGAAUGGAAGUACGACAGGCGUUUUCGUCUAAGUGCUGAUCUUGCUGAAGCAUCAAGAAUUGACGUGACUAUGGAGAUGUAUGUACAGAACUUGGAUGGAGUGGAUACGUUGAUUUCAUUUCGUGGUGAGAAAAACGGUGGUGGUUUUCGAUAUGAGGCUUUGGAAUGGCGUACGAAAUUUACCAAACCAAAUGGUAUCAUUCCUCCUGCUAAGUGCACGUUUGUUUAUUGCCCAGUUCAAAAGAAAUUGAUUUUGAAGAAGGUUGUCAAAUAG